This is a messenger RNA of Tetranychus urticae (two-spotted spider mite), 5047 nucleotides long. RefSeq names its product RhoGAP_ARAP and RA_ARAPs domain-containing protein RhoGAP15B (gene RhoGAP15B). The record is from RefSeq and is a predicted model, not a curated record. Gene Ontology annotation, cellular component: cytoplasm. Gene Ontology annotation, biological process: signal transduction. Gene Ontology annotation, molecular function: phosphatidylinositol-3,4,5-trisphosphate binding. NCBI's taxonomy places the organism in Eukaryota, Metazoa, Arthropoda, Arachnida, Trombidiformes, Tetranychidae.
UUUUUACCAUCACCAAUUUCAUAACAAUCAACAUUAUCAAAUUUAAUAUUUAAUAGUCUUGUGUCUUCCUUCAAUCUAAUUAUUUAAAGUCAUUGAGUUAUAUAAACGCCCCAUUACCAGUUUUCAUGUUCAAUGUUUUGGGCCUAAGGCAGCUUUUCCUACCAUCUUGAAUAAAUUUAAUAAUUUGUUGUUUCCUCUUUCCCCAGCAAUUCACUCAUUGACUCAUCAUCGCACCAUCUUUGUUUUUAUUUUUCAAUUGUUAACUCUAUUUUAAUUGAUUGAUCAAGUAAACACUAUUCUGUCAACCUUUAACUUUCAUCUGUUAAUCGUUUUUCAAGUUUAACGUUUUCGCAUGCAUUAUUUUUCCUGUAUUGUUUGAACUUCAAAAGUAAACACUUUACCAUCAUUUAUCGUGCUAAUCAAUUCAAAUCACUCUUCGACAAACUUGAACUUCACCAUGUUCUAUUCAAUUUAAUUUCUAUUUACACCUUUACGUGCAAUAAAUAUUAUUUUCAGCAUUAACUCGCGACUCACACCUAUUGGAUCAUCGGAUAUUUAUAAUUGUAAAUCGACUUGUUGAGAAUCCUCUUUUAAAUCACAAUUUCACCAUACUCGGACUGUCCAUCAACUAUUGUGAAAACAAGAAUAUCUUUCAUUUCAAUUUUCAGCCUUAAUGGUAAAGUGAAACCCAAGAGGAAAAAAAUAUUUAUCAAAGGCCUUUCCAAUGUUUGAUUGAAUUCCAAGAUCAGAAAAGAAGCAAAUUGUUUACUCAAGGCAUCAUCAACAUUAGGGAAAUCAACGAAACCCUCGCUCCUGUCUAUGUCUAUGUCUAUGUCUAUGUCUAUCUGUCUUUCUCUCUCUGUCUCUCUUUCUCUCUCUCCUUCAUCUACUCAAACGCUCUCCCGUGUGUCUCCCUAAGUGCUUUAAUUUUCUUCCCCCUCUGACUCUCUUCUUCUCACGCUUUCUCUCCUUUGCUCUAUUCAUAUCUUCAUAUCUUUGUAUACAUUACUAGUUGAAAUGUUUGUCCCAGCAAUACAGCCCAGCCUUAGUGUGAAGCGAACCUAGUGCGAGCAAAGAUUCCCCUGUAGAUAGUGCAUGUCGAACACUCUUCUGUAAUCAUUCAAAUCGUCAACAACUAAAAAAGUUUAUCUCUCAAAGCCUAACCAUAUAUGUUUAAUGAUGUUUUAAUAAUGACAAUUGAAUAACAACUGGAUAGACUUGUUGCUCUGUGCUCAACGACUAGUUAAAUUUUGUUGUUUGUUUUUGUUGAUAAUAGCUUGUUGGUAUUCCUAUUUUCUGUAUCCAUCGACGUUCAAGUCUUGUUUUCGUUCUACAUAUGGAAAACCCUUAUGGUGUUUUGAAUCAUCCUAUUCCAUCCAAACGCACUAUCAUCCAUGAAGAAGAUGAUCAGCCAUCUUCAUCAUCCCCACCUCCGCUGCCACCACCACCAAGGCCUCGUAAAUCUUUGGAAAAAUUAAGAAAAGCCAAAGAGGAAAACAUUUAUGUUAAUUUGACCAAUGUAUCAUUUCAACAAAAUAAUGUUUAUGAUGAGCCUGUUAAAAGUUCGCCUCCUCCACCUUAUCCGCCUCCUCCUUUACCUCCUCGUAUUGCCACAAGAUUAAACAAGAGUCAUCAGGUUUUAGAACGAGUCUCAGAAAUAUCUACUGAAGGAUCAGAUGUGACUGAAGAAUCAUUGGAAAGUGUUGAAAGGUCCGGCGAAGAUACAGAGAAUAGGUCCGACGACAAUGACAUUGACAGUGAUGACAUACAUGGAGGUGAAGAAAUAUAUCAACAAAUCACUACGGCCAAAACUCGACCAAAAUUUGAUCAGCCACCUCCCUUACCACCUCGUUUUCAGCGUCAAACUUCUGAUCCUGUUCACCCUCUGGAUAAAAGCAAUUUCAGUUCCAAGCUUGAAAAAGCAUUGGUCAAUCAAUUUGCAGCUCUGAACUCUCCUGACAACCGAUAUGGACUUGUUCGAGCUAAUACAUUACCUACCAAAACAUCUAAUCAUGUAAAUAAUAAUAAUAAUAAUAAUAGUGUGCCUUAUGACAUAGAAAAGAUCGAGAAGACUGGUAAAGCAGCAUCAACAUCAUCAUCUCCAUCAUCUACAAUGACUGAAUCACCAAAUGGACCUAAAAAGCCACCACGAAAGCCUGCAAAUGAUUCAGAGAUUAUGAGACCAACUGAACAAUUGCAGGAUAAAACUGGGUAUCUGUACAAAACAGGACCAACUCGUAAAACGUUCCAUCAAAGAUGGUGUCUGUUGAAUAAAGAAAAGUUUUCUUACUACCAUGAUGAACCAGUCAGUGAUAGUGGUAAAGAAAUUGAGCCUAAAGGUGUGAUUGAUCUAUCCAACAUAGUAUUGAUUGGAACAACUUUGAACCCGCCUGCAAUUACUACCAAAUCCAGUAAAGGGAUCCCAUGGAGAAAUCAAUCUAAUAGAAAAGAUGACUCUUUGAGUUCUACUAAUAGUAAGCCAGCAGGCUAUGUAGAUAUCGGUGUUUCCAAUUCUUCUGGAAGAAUGUUCCUAUUCGCUUCCGAAUGCCAAGAAGAUAUUGCUGAUUGGAUGGAAGCCUUAGCUCUUCGUGUUGAGCCUCAGAUUCAAGCUAGUCUUGCAGUGUAUCGUGAUUUUACUUUUGCAGGCUAUGUUCACAUGAAACUUGGUAUCUCAGGUACUUGGAUACGGUGUUGGCUAGUUUUGAGAAAUCGUGAAUUGGCCAUUUUAACAGAUUUAGAUGGCUCUGAAUCGGAAAAUUCUAUCAUGACCAUUGACUUGAGGAAAGUCAUGUCUAUUUGUUAUUCUUCAUCUCACCAAAUUACUCCGUGUGCAGACGCUAAAGAGCCUGGACAACCUGUCUACUUGAAUCGUAAUCAUGACACUGGACUUUUUAUUCAAGGAUCUUAUAAAGCUCACACUGAAUUAUUAUACACUCAUUUAACCAAAUCAUGGAUGACACCUGUUAAUGGCUCGUUUAGUGAUCAGUUAUUGACUCCAUCAGGAAUUCCCAUUGCGAUUGAAAAGUGCCUUAAUUUUAUCUGUACCUAUGGCGGUGUAAGAACAAAGGGUAUCUAUAGUACACCUGGAGAAGAAUCAAUGGUUAAAAAAUUAAUUGAACCAUUAAUGUCAAACGCUGUUUGGGAACUCCAUAUCAGACCUGAAGAUGGUUACACUGUACAUGAAGUCGCUUCUGCUCUUAAACAAUACCUCAAGUCUUUUUCGGAAUGCCUCUUAACAGACCUGAUGUAUCCUGAAUGGUGGGACAACAAUUCUAUCAAAAGUCGGGAUAAACGUUUACGUAAUAUAAAAACCAUGUUGAAAAGACUUCCUACAGUUAAUUUUUCCAUUCUCAAGAAACUUAUAUGCCAUAUUUAUUGUAUAAUAGAAAACGCUGAAUUCAAUGAGAUGUUUCUCAUUAAACUUGCUCCUAUCAUGGGCCCCAUUUUAUAUUAUUCAACUUUAAAUCGUUCCUCAACUGAGGAAGCUGUUGCCGUAUCUAUGGAUAUAUUUGCUGACCUGGUAGCUGGAUUCUCGUGGUUAUUUGACGUUUCACCCGAAGAGAUGGAAAAAGAAAGAAAAAUUGAAAAAACCCUGACAACCCUGCGAGAGUCUAAGAUGAUGUCAAAUAAGACUGGUAAUGAUAUCCUAGUAGGUGUUUAUAUGUUUAAUCGUGAUUGGGAUCAAUGCAUAAACGUCCCUUUAAGUCCAAACAUGACAGCUCAAGAAUUAGUCAAUUAUGUUCAUAAAAAGUCAAACCUUAAAAGACCAGCCUCAGACUUGGCCGUUUUUGAGGUUGUUUGCGCUGGUCAAUUGGAGAGAUUUCUCCAUUACUCUGAAGUUGUUAUGUCUGUUAUACUUUCAUGGACCACCAAAUGGCCCUCUGAAGAUGCCAAAGUAAAUUAUUUAAUUGUUAAAGAAAACGACUAUGAGAAUCUAUUGGAGCCUUAUUUUGAUCAAGCUAAUACACGCAGCGGAACAAUUUCCCUUUCUCUGUUUAGUGAACUAAAAUUCAGUGAUAUCCAUUCGGGUAAAGUGUUCAAAAAGUACCUUUUCGAAUUUAUUGGAGCCAAAUUGAGUAUAUACAAAGAUGCAAAGGCCAGCAAAUCCAUAGGCCAAUGGAAUAUUGAAGACAUUGUUUGGUACAUUGGAUCAGAAAGCAAACGUAAUUCACCCAAUCCUAAAUUAAGUUUUACUUUUAUUGAAAGAUCAAGCAAAAUUGUGAGAAGCAAAGAAACCAAUUACAUGGUCGGUCGUACAGUUGUUUGCAAUACCCCUGAUGAAUUUUAUAAAUGGAUUGCUGGUAUGAUUAUCUCACAAUAUCCUAGUGGUUUAAGACCAGCUAAAAAGCUCAUUGACCUGUUGGAUUAAACAAAGUCACGAGGAAUUGUAUCAAAUUAAAAGAUAGGAGAGUGAAAAAAAUCAAUGUAAUAUUUCAAAGUUAUUGGAUAUGGUAAAAUGUUGGUUAAAAGGAAGCAGUUUCAGCAUUACGAUUUAAAAUUACAAAUAAAGUCUAAAACAAAGAUAGAUAAGAAAGAUCCGGAACUUAUUCAACGCCUUCCAUUCCCCGAAUUAUCUAUCUCACUCUUUCUCUCCUUAUUCGUCUUGUUUACCAACCCACCUCAUGAAUCACUGAUUCCUCGAUAACUCAAAUCAUUGUCGCUAUAUUUUCACUUAUAAUCUCUAUUUGCAUCAUGCAUUGUUGCUCAUCGUAUUAUCAAAUAACUUUUUUUCAUCAUUAUUUUCGCAAGCCAUCCAUCAUGUGAUCAAAAUUCCAAGUCACUUCCAUCUUCAUCUGGAUCGAUUAACCCUUCAAAAAAAGUGAAACUAUUUCUUGCUUGAGUCUACCAAUCUGUUGGGCCAGAAAAUGAUUCGAUCCAGAAUUAAACUCCAUGAACUUUAAUAACGUUGCUAUUUUCUGCCUUGAUAAAUUAUAUUAUCUUUAUAUUUUACAAACAAGUUGUACAAAGAAUCAAGAAUGUAUCAUUAAAUCAGACCAAGUGACCUUAAAAAUGAUUAUAUUAAAGAGCCCUAUGAUUUAAAAGACAA